Closterium sp. Yama58-4 is the source of this 2211-nucleotide messenger RNA. Lineage: Eukaryota; Viridiplantae; Streptophyta; Zygnematophyceae; Desmidiales; Closteriaceae. The record is from the annotation of a GenBank genome assembly.
AUGUAUUGUCACAUCCAGGCGCUUGUAGGAACAAAGAGGUGCCCUGCUGAUCUGCAUGCUGGUGGGAACGAUGUGGUUUUGUUCAUGGUUUCCAAAGCUCAAAUUUUGGAUCUCUCGGUCUUGUCUCGGAAUUCUCCCUGGCCACGGAUCCUAGCAAUGGCGACUGCUUCAGCAUCGCGCGGAUUCAUGGCCAUCCUCGCUAUUAUCUCCCUCGUCUUCGCCGGGUCUUGCGCGGCUAUCGUCAAUGCGUCGCCGUUAGCAACCGUGGAAGCAGCAAAGACUCUCGCAGUUCCGUCGGAAGACGGCUCCUACGGCAGUUUGAAGGAAACCUUUCAGGCAGUCAAGCUCCUGAGCGUCGUCUCGAAAUCGUCGCUCGAUUCGGCCAAGCUCUGCGCGUGGCUGAAGAAGCUUCCCGCCGCCACGUCAGCGGAGGAGGCCUUCCAGAAGGUUUCGAUCGCCGCUGCGCUCGGGUGCAAAGGGGCUACCGCCGUUGUCAAGGAAGUGGAGACUCUCUUCUCGACGGCCGCAUCCUCCUCGUCCCUCGACCAGCUGUUCUACGCUUCGGCAGGCACGCAGAUCCUCAAGGCCAACAAGUGGAGCACUGGGUCCGUGCCGUCAGGCCUCAAGAAGGCUGCUGCUGCUAUCCUCGCACUGAAGCAGGCGGAUGGCACAUGGGCGAUGGGGAAGAACGGCCAGGGGUCCGUGGCUGCUGCAGGCGUGGCUUUCGAGGCUCUGGCUGCACUCAAGGAGCUGGGCCUGGUGGAUGAGAAGCAGGUGUCUGCUGUUACAGAUGCUGUUGGCUCGCUCUUCUCUCUCCUCACAACUGACUCGGACCCCAGUGGCAACGCCGUCUCAUUCUUCUCAGCCUCCCCCGCGGAGGGCGGGGCUCUCGUCGCCACGGCCUCCGCCAUCACGGGCUACCUCGCGCUCGCCUCCACCCUCGCCUCCCCGCUCGCCGUGCGCCCCCCCAAGGUGGCGGAGGCGGGGCGCUAUCUGGUGGCGGCGCUGCCUCUGUCACUGGCGGAGGCUGCGGCGUGGGCUGAGGCUCUUGCUGUGCUUGAUAACAACCCCAUCUUUGUGCCCAUCUUCCUCUCAUCUCCCGGCCACAUCUCUAUCUCUGCUGACCCCACGCUCACCGUGAGUGUGACAACAGCGCUGGGAGGCAAGGUACCAGGCGUGGCAGUGAAGCUGCAGAGUGCCACUAUCGGGGGUGGCAGUGCUGCAUCAGGCAAGGAGCUCACAGCAGGCAAGGACGGCAUCUCCUUCUCCGCCAAGCCAUUCUCCAAGGCCUCUACCCUUGGAGUCUACACGCUCAAGUUCAAGAUCACCCCUCCUGAGGAAUCGGCCUUCAUUGUCGGCAGCGCAUCAGUGGAGCGCCCUCUGCUUCUCUCUGCCUCCAUGGCAGUCACCAGCGUGUCUGUGGCUGUGCUUGACAGCGAUGGCGCCACUCCUGAGGCCGAGAAGAAGCUGGACUUUGAGAAGAGGACAAACUUCACCGACCUGUCAGCCACCCACCUGCAGAAGCUGCGCGUGUCUCUCUCCCUCGCCACACCCUCGGGGAAAGCCUUUGUUCCCCACCAGGCGGUGCUGCAGCUGGUGAAUAGCAUUGGAAUGGCAUACUCCUUCCUUCUCAAGCCAUCCGGCAGCACCCUCUCAGUUCAGCUCGAGCUGCUGGAGCUGAUGGACCGCCUGUUCUACCACUCGGGCGAGUACACUCUCAAGCUCAUCAUCGGCGAUCAAGUCAUGGAUAACUCAUUCGACUGGCAGCUGGGCACUGUCGACCUCGACCUGCCUGUGGCGCCUGAGACUGCCCCCAAGCUGCCCGCCCGCCCAGAGUCCCUGGUUGAGCGAUUCGCUGCCAAGCCCGAGAUCGCGCACAUCUUCCGCAAGCCGGACCCCCGGCCGGCGGUCGUUGUCUCGUACUCGUUUGUCGCGCUCGCGCUGCUGCCGCUCGUGCUGCUGCUCGUGGGGCUGGCGGUGCUAGGAGUGAAUCUCAAGGCCUUUCCCUCCGGGGGUGUGCCUCUCCUCUCAGCUCUGGCCUUCCACGGGGGAAUCGCUGCUCUUCUGCUGCUCUACGUCGCCUUCUGGGUGCAGGUGAAUCUGUUCACCACGCUCAAGCUCAUCAUUCUCCUCGCUGUCCUCACAGCCAUUCCCGGCCACCAAGUUCUCUCAUACCUUGCUGACGUGGCACCUAAGGCCAAAACGGAAUGA